AAAACUUGGUUGCCGGAUUCUCUUUCAUGUUAUUUGCUGCCCAUUUAUGGUGGGAAACGUGGUCCCAUCAGCCGGGGACCCGUCACGGAAAACAGCUUUAAUUGGCAGCCCGCCAGUUCGUUAGUUGAGGAUGGAAGUAAUUUACCAGGGUUCCUGAAGACGCCUUGGAAGAGAUAGUGGAAUUCGCCCUGGACUCAGCCUUAUGCACCCGCAGAUCAAUUGGCCGUUGAAGCGGCCACAUGCAGUCCCAUCAAACUCCCAGCAUGAGACGAAUUCACGUGCGGCGGCGCGAUUGGGAGAAGUGCGCAUUUGUGCACAAAGCUGCAGAUCUUUCCACCUUCGUUACCGGGGGCGUUUUCCUCUUGCUUCUGAUUUGCUGUACUUUGAGCACGCAUUGGGUGGCCGCGAAUGUUACAAGUUGAUGAAUGCUGACCGACUGUUUUGCGGCUGCAAAGCUGGGCGUUUUGGCGGGAGGAUCACAUCUGAUUUUUUGCACAUUUUUACCCGUACGGCCGUACCCCACAAGUUGCCCCCAAUCAGUGCCCAACCAACCCCCCCACCACGCCUGGUGUCGAGAGACGCAGCAAGUAACAGCCCUGACCAGGAAUCCUGUCAGCCACCGGUGACGGAUCCGAUACCGAGAACAAGCCACCCCUUACUCGGUACGAGAGCUUUCCCCAGAGGUGACAACGCUCGAGUCCGGGGCUCUGCUCUCUUUUCCUAUAAUAGAAUUCAAGAGUCGCCUUUGAGAUCUGACAUCUUCGCUUUGUGUGCCAUCAAUUGCCGUGUUUGUUGCCCUUUCUGUCCAAGGUCUCCGGGACUUUCCUGCAUCGAGCUGACAGCCUCGUCUCCACAACGGCACCCACACCUCCAGACCCCACCGCGCCAUUCCCGAGACAGACAUUUGGUGGACCCCGACUGUCCUCAAGAUGGGAGACCAGGACUACAAGCAAGAUGAUGAUUCUCAAAAACAGUAUCAAUAUUACUACAACUCCUCCCAACCCCUGUCUGCUCAGACAUAGCCAUCGAUGGCCAAACUCAGAACCCCGAUGUAGUCAUGCCAGGUUUCCCUUCAGAAUACUACGUCGCUCCAGCUGAAGCCUACGACGGCUGGCAGAACUACAGAGCCGCCUCAGUAGGCACAGCAGCAACCAGCU
Hyaloscypha bicolor E is the source of this 1157-nucleotide messenger RNA. RefSeq lists its product as uncharacterized. Bases 203 to 958 code for a protein of 251 amino acids. The record is from RefSeq and is a predicted model, not a curated record. Lineage: Eukaryota; Fungi; Ascomycota; Leotiomycetes; Helotiales; Hyaloscyphaceae. The transcript has 3 exons.